GACCCGGUACGGUCUGACGAGCGGUCCAAGGAAAGGAAACCGAACAAACUCUGUCAAAUGCUGAGAUUAUCGAGCAAGUGCAGCAUUUUUGCUGCAGUGCUGCUGAUAUUGCUGCAAGACACUCGAGGAGCAGAAAAUGAGACAACACCAACACCAACAACAACAACAACGCCAAGUGAUGCAAACACAGCCUAUUGUACGCCCUCGCUCUGCGAGCUGUUCAAUGGCACACACAUCGUACAGAUGCCGCACAUCGGUUGCGGCAACAACGGCAGCUUCGCCCCUCGCUGCGGUCCCAAGCCCCAUUUACUGUACAUGAGUGAACGGCGACGAACUCUAUUACUGGACCUGCACAAUUUAGCCAGAGCCCGUAUAGCUGGAGGCGAACUGCCGGGCUACAAGCCAGCCGCUCAUAUGCCGCUCCUGCGCUGGGAUGCCGAACUAGAGCAUCUGGCCACACUGCACGCCAAGCGAUGCCAGUUUGCGCACGACAAGUGCCGCAAUACACCGCACUACAAGUUCAGUGGACAGAACAUUGGCUACUUUUGGAUCGGACGCGACUUCAAGUCGCAUUCGAGGCGUAUGAAGGCCUUUGUUGUGAACUGGUUUCGCGAGUACUUGGAUGCGAAUCAGACAUUCAUUAAUAGCUACCGUCCGCAUCCGCAGGGGAAAAAGAUUGGCCACUUCACACUACUCGUUGCCGAUCGUGUACAUCGAGUGGGCUGCGCAGCUGUUCGAUAUCUUGAUCCACAACCACAACGAGGCGGCAACAUAUUCCAGUUUAUGCUCACCUGUAACUACGACUAUAAUAACAUAUUUAACGAGCCGAUCUACCAAACGGGACCGAUGGCUUCGAAGUGUCCAUAUCGAGUAAGCGAGAAAUAUCCAGCAUUAUGUGACUGGAAAGAUGCCGUUUAUGACUACGAUAGCGAGGAGAGUGCCGAGGAUGGCAAUUUACUAGACAAUAACAUACCAAUUUAAUUUUUUAAGUAUUCUGCCCGCCACAAAUUCUACCUAUCCUAGCUAUCAAUUUUAUAUAUAUAUUUUUUUUAUAGAACACUUGAUGUAAGAUUAUGAAAUCCUCCAAACGUAUGUAAGUAAGCUCUAGGGGUACCCAACUAGUUUAUUAUUAUGAUUCAUUUCCUCGUGUAUUUUUUUUAAUGAAAGCCGCUUAUUUUGAUUCAUGCUGCAUGAACCCACAUUGCCACGAUUAUUUUAAGAUUCCAUAACCCAAAUAUGAUAUAUACCU
Molecule: messenger RNA, 1249 nt
Organism: Scaptodrosophila lebanonensis
Lineage: Eukaryota; Metazoa; Arthropoda; Insecta; Diptera; Drosophilidae
Product: venom allergen 5
Exons: 2
Coding region: 58-981 (307 amino acids)
Source: RefSeq, a predicted model, not a curated record